AUGGCCGCCAAGCUGCCAUCCGCCGAGGCUGUAGUGGCCGCCGGAGGCUACGAGCGUGACACAGAUGCCGGGGAAGACAUCAACCUCAGCGAGCUCUUGUUUGGUCCAAAUGCCUCAGGACCCCCGUCAGAGGUUGUGGCCUCCUUUGCCUACAACACCUUUCUUCUCAAUGGCUGGGUGAAACAGAGCAGUCCUGCAUGUGCUGCAGCUUCGGUGGCAGGAGCAUACAAUGCACUGCAGCGUAUUGGUCGCCAUGACCCCAAAGCCUUGCAACAAGCCGACCUGGUGGAAGUGCUCAAGGGUAUCUUACGCACUCGCCUCACCACACAUGCUGCCAAAUUUCAUGCCGACGUUGGCUGUUCAGUGGAGCCGCUGGCACAGGCCUUGCAAGCUCACCUGGCAGCCCAGGACAAAUCUCUGGGAAUGAAAUGGCCACGCCAAGCCCGUGCCAAGACCAUCAAAGAGGUCUUGCGCACCAUCUUGCAGGACAUUGCGACAGAAGGCAAUGCCGACAACCCCUUGUUUCCGCUGGCAAACGCUGUUGCUUACGAAGCAGGGGGCGAGGAAAAUCAAGCCGCUGUCGGCAAUUCGGAGGAGGAGGAUGACGAUACAGAUGCAAAGGUGGAUGGAGUCGAAAUCUUCCUACCUGGUCAGGCGGCCGAUCGACCUGUUCCUGCUGCAACUGUGGAUCAGGAUGGGGCACCGCUUCCACACCGCAUCAGCCCCUUGUGGAGGAAGAGCUUCUUGCAGUACUGCAACAACCUCGGUGGACUUGAAAAGUUGGAGCGUGAACGACCAAGCACGGGCUUUUUCGGUACUUGGGGUAUUUUGGGCGCUGUCCGCCGCCUGGCAGAUCAGUAUCAGGUGCGCCUUUCCAAUCCCCACUCCCGUUAA
Messenger RNA from Monosiga brevicollis MX1, 894 nucleotides. RefSeq lists its product as uncharacterized. NCBI's taxonomy places the organism in Eukaryota, Choanoflagellata, Craspedida, Salpingoecidae. Bases 1 to 894 code for a protein of 297 amino acids. The transcript is spliced from 5 exons. The record is from RefSeq and is a predicted model, not a curated record.